AUGCCGGAUCCGGAGACCGAUCUAGUCCUCUGUGAAGUCUGUGUACGUCAAAUUUCCGGAGAAGGAAAAUGUGUUACGAAGUGCGACGUUGCACAUCAAUGUAUGCUCUGCUUUGGAAUAAUGGAUCAGGCAAUGAUCGAUGAGGUUAGAAAACUUUAACAUCCCGUACAAAUUUUGAAAUUAUAAGGUUGGAGAAAGAGUGCUAGAAGAACUAAAGAGUUCUCCAUACGAUUCGAACAGCUUUAUUUUGGCCUUAAGUUUACCUGUCGGUCAAACUCUUCGGUUAGUUUUUACAUUUACGUUCAUACAAGCAAACUCAAAAUUUUAGAGAGAUACUCAUCAGUAAAUUGCGACCAGAUUUCAAUGGCACAUUGGUUUCAGUGCCGUUCAAAGUGCGCAAUAUUGAUGGAUAUUUGAAAAAAUUAGGAUCGGUAUGAAUUAAAAAAGGAAAACUUUAAAAAUAGCUUUUUCAGUACUCUGGAAAACGGCCAACUUUAAGCUCCGACUUACAACUCACGAUCGUAUUCGAUCAGGAUGAGAUGGACUUAACUGAUUUCGCUUUCUUAAGCAAAGCGUUUCCAAACAAUUUCCGGACUCCAAAAAGGGGGAGAGAAAAUUCAUUAGGUAAAGAAAAAUCAUUGAAGUGAGAUUUUAUUUUAGUUAGAUAACAAGAACCAGUAUUCGAAGCAACAACUGCAGCAAAUCACAAGUCGUUUGAAUUUAGAUAUUGCACGGUACCGAUUUUUGAAUUUUUCAAUAACACGAAGUUAAAGGCCCAAGAAAACAUUAUUAUCUGAACGUGUCGACAAUGGUAGAGAGAACAAUUAGCUGUACCUGGAUUUUGUGCACCAUUUAUUCAAUUUUUCAAAAAUGCCGGGAAAUAGGUAUCAUCGUUCUUAUUUAAUAUAGAGCUAUCGGAGUCUGUCCAUAUCUUUCUUUCCUUCUUUGUUAGUUCGUAUGAUCAUUUUCGUAUUUCUGAAACGGACUAAAAUGUAACGGAAAAAAUCUCUCAGGCAACAUUUUCAUCGAAACUAAACACGGAAUGAUCUCGAUUCCCACCCCGCACACGUAUGAGCAGCCGUUAGUUCAAAAACGCUGUUUUCGUAGAGUCUGCGAGUAAUUUUUGUGAAUUUUUUGUUGCCGUUUGCUAUUUUCGAUCAUAAUGAACACAAUUUUCGUAAACAGUCGGUAUUAUAGGGGCACCGGACAGAAAGGGCGCGCUGUUUGCAAUCUGGCCGAAUUUCUAGGCCGCGAAGUAAUUUUCCACUGAAAAUGUGGCCUAACUUUUCAAACUCGGCCCCGAGGUCGCUCAAUUUACACUGCAAAAAGAGUUUCAACAGAGCGCCACUUCUGUGCGGUGCCCCUAUAAUACGCAACGGGAAUAUUUUAAACUUUGCAGGUGUUCUCUUUGUUCCCUCUAGGGUUGGCAAUGGGGCGAGAAGAGGCGACCCGCUCGCCUCGCUGGUGAGGCGAGGGGCGCCCCCUCGCCUCGCUAUUAAAUGUGUGUCUGAUUUUUUUCGAACGUAUUGUGAAAAAAUUUUACAAGUGGCAAAGUUGUGACGUGUGUGCGUAUGUAUCAUAGGGGCACCGCACAGAAAUGGCGCUCUGUUGAGAAACUCUUUUUGCAGUGCAAAUUGAGCGACCUCGGGGCCGAGUUUGAAAAGUUAGGCCACGUUUUCAGUGGAAAAUUACUUCGCGGCCUAGAAAUUCUGCCAGAUUGCGAACAGCGCGCCCUUUCUAUCCGGUGCCCCUAUAAUAUAUGUGUAUGGUGAUUGGGUAAGAAGUAUAUUAAGAACGACUAUAGGAAUAAAAACGUUAAAAAAAUUAUAUGUACUGUGCUUUUCCUUGUAUAGAACAGACGUAUUAUAGGGGAACCGGACAGAAAGGGCGCGCUGUUCGCAAUCUGGCCGAAUUUCUAGGCCGCGAAGUAAUUUUCCACUGAAAACGUGGCCUAAAUUUUCAAACUCGGCCCCGAGGUCGCUCAAUUUGCACUGCAAAAAGAGUUUCUUAACAGAGCGCCAUUUCUGUGCGGUGCCCCUAUAAUAUUUAUUUAUCAAAUGUUGGAAAUCCCAGAAUACUGCUGAAAAAUACCCGUUUUUUGAAAAAUUAUGCUUUAUCUACGGCGUGGGGGCGCCCCAUAAAUGGGGCGAGGGGGCGCCCCGCCGAAGCGGGGCGCCUCGUUGCCAACCCUAGUUCCCUCUCGUAUUUAUUUUUCAUAAAACUAGCGGAUCUCGGAUCCGCUAGGUGAGAUACAUUGCACGAAAAUACAUAACCUCCAAGUUGAACGGUCAAAAUCGGACCACUACGAGCCGAGAUAUGUUAAAAAGUUAUGCUUCUACCUAUGUUACAUUUUAAAUGGAUGGGUCUCUCUCUCUCCGGUCUCCCGCCUCUCUCUCUCUUCAGAAAUCUGGACCCUUUAUCCCUCAAAUCCAAGUUUAUUUAAAAAGUUAUGCUUCUACCUGUGUUACAUUUUUCUCGUAUUUAUUUUUCAUAAAAUCUCUACUAAUUUUUUUCCCGAAGGAAUCCUUUAACUUUUUAACAGUUUUGAGAAUGUCUUAAGGAAACAUGACUUGUUUUAAGGUACUCUCAAUUCAUCGCUCUUGCCCCCUCAAUGUUUGCGUACUGAUGCCUAAUUUUAGAAAUUUUUUUGGCUCUCCCCCAUAAAAAAAGAGUGAACUUUACAGCAAGUACGUGUUUAAAUCACCCACUCGACGAUGUGCAUUCAAGCUAUUGUUCGAGCGAGAUCCUGUUUACAUUGCCGGGCGCUAUUGCAAGUAUUCGAGAUGCAUUCCUCAGUCUCCGUGGAGCGAAGAAAAAGAUGCUCCCAGAGAAGUCGGAAAUUCGGUUUCCGAGAAAAUUUGCAAUGUCUUGAAGACUCACUUUAACGCAAAUGAAUGUCGAUUUGUUACCUCGGGAAGAGAAGAUAUCGACGUAAGAAUGUUAGGAACUGGAAGACCGUUUGUUGUCGAACUGAAAAACUGCAGAACGACGGAGAGUGCUCGGGGGUAAGAUAGAUUCAGCUAUCCUGAAAUCCCAUAAUAAAAAAUCUAGCCUAAAUUACAUCGAUACUUUGAUGGCUUUGGAAAAACGAAUUAAUAUUGACAAAGAAGUAAAGGUGAACUCAUUAACAAGAGUCUCGCGUGAUGUGGCUGAAAAGCUGAACGUGGGAGAGGAAGACAAACGAAAACAAUACUGUGCCUAUUGCUACAGUAUUCUUCCCAUAUCUGACGAGAAUUUUGAUAAAGCGAAAAAGAAAACGCCGUUCAAAAUUGUACAAAAAACCCCCGUAAGGGUUAUGAAAAGACGUUCGUUGCUGGAUCGAGAGCGUACAAUCCACUCUAUGAGUUUCUUGAAGCUAGACAGUCAUCAUUUCUCAGUCAGGUUAGUAUCAUGAAAAUACAUUAUUAUAAAACAAACUACAGGCUUGAAACCCAAGCUGGAACGUAUAUUAAGGAGUUUGUUCAUGGCGACUUCGGAAGAACACAUCGGUCGUUGGCAGAAUUGUUAGGAGUGGAACACGGAGAAUUAGAUAUCCUCGAACUCGACGUCGAAAAUGUAUAUUUGGAAUGGCCGCCAAGAUUUCAAACAGCUAUUCGUUUCCGAUAACUUACUAUUAGUUGAGUAGGUUCCGACAUUAAUUCAAGAUUCUUUCCUCGUUGUUAAUUUUUUUUUUGUUAAUGUCUCACUAGUAAUCAAUAUGAAUUUUAGUUAUUUGUCAUGAUAUUUGCUGUCGAAACUUCAAUAGGGGUUUAAACCCUAAAACUAUUAUUUCUUUGCACCGAAUCAAUCGCUAGUAGAAUAAUGGAAAUUCAGAUGGGCGAAUCUUUCGGACAUGUGGAAGGGCCACAACCAAAGCCUUCCAGGUUUCAAUUCGUACCAGUUCCUGGCGAGUUCACAAGGCAAAUUACUGGAAAAACUUGAUUAGUAAUUUUACAAGAUUAUUUAGAGGAAGAUGGAAGUGUAGAGAUUCGUAUCGUCCAUACGCCGAGACACUUGAGUUUGAAAAAAACAAAACAAAAGAAGAAACGAAUCCAGACAAGUACUGUUAUUUUAUUUUGAAAAAUGUUAUGUAAGUUGUACAAUUUCAGGAUAUCGGUGUUUUUCAAACUGAAACAAAUAAAUGACCCGAAUGAGAUUUCGAGCACGAUACAAGUUACAUCGGUCGAGAACAACGCUCAAGAAGUCGUUGAAGACACCAAUUUAACAGAUAGUAUUAUUAUUACAAGAAAGAAUGGUGUCACCAUUGUUCGGAAAACUUCUGGAUCUUUGUCAUCUGAUAGCUACGAUAAAAUUCGUGAACUGUCCAUUGAUGACUUCGAACAAAAGGCAGGCAAAGCUCCUCGAGUACCUCCAACUCCUAUGAACACACCUCCUGCUACAAUGACUGAGCCAGUAAAUGGGGACUCUUUAUCAUCGGUAAGAAAUCCUAAAGUGAGAUAUAACAAUAAACUGCUGGGAACUAUAUUCCAUUCCUACAGGUGCAGUCAAUAUUUGAAACUUCAACACCAUUAUCAACAAGCAUUCAUGAUACAGAUACUUUAAAAGUGUGUUUUGUUCAUCUUUAUCUUAAUUUAUUCCAAUCCAGCUGCAGGAAAUUCUUGAUACAACAACCUAUAGUGCUAUUGUUUGUGUGUCAGAAGAUUCAAACGUUGUUCCAUCUACUGAUUGUUCUCAUAACGAUGUAAGAGUUUCGGUACUUUUGCUGUUAAUAAAGCCUUUUAUGGGGCUAUUCCGUUUUUUUUUCGUUUUUUUACAUCGCUGAAUUGGAUUUUUUGACGUAAAAAAACGGAAAAAAAAUCAUUUUUUUUUCACAGCCUAAAUCAUGUAAUUCUUUUACAGGACUUAGUGUGCCCAAUUUCAACAAUUGAGCCGACAUUUCAAGUUAUACAGGUUAGAGAUUUCUUACUGUGAAAAACACUACUAUGCGUUCAGACUGAGGAUAGUAAAAACAUGUCAAUGGAUUCGGUGAAAAAUGUGAUUGAAGUACAAACUGACAAAUUGGAUCAAGUAGUCCAAGUAGAAACGCCGUCAAGUGUGAUGAUUACUGUAUCCGCAGCUCUGGAAAAGAAAGAGGUGUGAUUAGCAAGACUAUUGAAGGGACAUAAUGUUUUCAGAACGGGAAUGAUGCCGCUGGAAGCGUGAAUAGUCUUGAUAUAUGCGGUAUCCCGAUUACAGCGCCUCCGACCGCUCCUCAUUCAACUCCAUAUGGAACUCCUAAGGAAACACAACGCUCACCUACUUUUGAUGAGACUUUUUCAAACGGAAUUCCACCUAUUAUCGUAUCCGCGACAGUUAAUUCAUCAUCCUCCACAGAAUCUCCUCUGCCAAUUGACAAUAAAAUCGAGCAAGCGAUGGAGCUCGUGAAAACGCAUUUGACGUAUGCUGUGCGGGAAGAAGUUGACACUCUCAGAAGCACUAUUGCGGAAUUAGAGUAUCAGGUGCGAUUCGUUUUUUACAGGUCAUGGCAAAAUUAUUAAGUUUCAGAUGAGAGAGUUUCAGUUCGAAUGUAACUACUAUCGCCAGAAUUGUAGUCAGGAAAUCGUGGAUCAAGCGAAUACAUUCGUUCGGCAACAAAUGGCUAAAUUUCAACCUCCAUCCCGCAGAACUACCAGCACAGUGGUCAACAGUUUAGAUGGAACUACGCCAGUCUUUUCUGUUAAUAGCUCCAAUACUUCUACACACAUGAGGAAUCUACAAACUCAGAUUCAGCAAAUAAAGGUUCGCGAUUUCCUUGUUUCGGUAUUUAAAAAAAACGAAUUUGCAGAUCGUACCAACACAGAUCACAAAACCAACGCCUAGUACAAGUGAUUCUCCCACUGGUCCCUCGAUGCAUAUUUCGUCGACAGGAUAACCAGGAAACAAAAUUGGAAACAACUGCAUCCACGUUAUUGUUGUCAGUAAUAUUGUGACGGCUUGAUGUAAAUAUGUUCACAUGUAAAUGUUUUCAAAUCUACUGCUUUAACCUAUCGAGGCAUUUCAAGGCAAAUGCGCUCUUCUGUAAUGGUCUUUUCCGGCCCGACCUCAGCGAUUUGAAGUGAGGAAACAGCGGCGAAAAGCGGGUCAAACACACUUACAACCGUGUUUCGCCACAGUGCCGCCGCUGUUUCGCCAGAAUUCCGCCAGAACACUGCGUUGUUUUCCGUUGAAACGGCGUUCCUCCGCCGUUUCGACAAAAGCGCCGCGGCUGUGGUCUCGCCACGAUUUGAGCUUGGCGAAACAGCGGUAAUCCGCGGUUUCCUCAAAACGCCUCUUUCGCCGCUGCUUCCUCACUUCAAAUCGUACGGUAAAUAAAACCAGAAAAAGUUCUUCCAGAAUUUAAAGUACAAACAACCUUUUUUUCUUUUCGCAGCUGAAAAACUACACCCGGGUGUACCCGGAGAUAACAAUUGGAGUGGUUUCUCAACAGGGCGCAAUCACUUUGAUAUGUCCCAAUGUAGAUUGGACCAUAUAAUAGUUUAUUAGUCUAAUUAGUCUAUUCUCCAAUCCAACUUGUGUUAAUUAUUGUUUAGAAAAAUUGGAUAAAGGCUACAGUUUUAUAAUUUAUGUUAACGUUCUCUAGAGUUCGCUCGAUCUCUUGAUUUUUGAUAGAGCGUGUUUGCUCACAUAGUAUUCGUAACUGCGUGAAUUACAGAUGGUGGCAACGGUACUGAUGGUAGCUGAGAAACCAAUGCUAGCAGAGUCGAUCGCGAACCUUCUGUCGGAUGGUAAAGCCAAAAAACGAAAAGGUUUUGCGUUCAACAUGUGCACGUUUUCGUUACCCAGUAGUCCUCACACUAGGCUUUCAGAAAGGGCGUUUUGAGGCACCUCGACGCCUCUGAAGGAAAGGCGCACGCGGCCCACGCCUCGGAAUGAAAGGGCGUUUGUCGCCUUCUUCUCUAGUAGAGACGAAUUUCACCUCAGGUCAUGGAUGAUUUUAGUAGGGCGGCAGAGGGUCGCUUGCGCCCGCCAUGGGUCGCUUCGAAACAGGCGUGGGGGACUCUCGCCUUUGAUGGAGAGGGCAAAGGGCUCACGUCGCCCUCGGCGUAAAACGUUUUUCGUAGUUUUUCAAUUUUUCAUUUUUAAAAUCAUACAAAUUGUUGAAAAAUGCAUAGGAAAACGUUUAUUUUUAUUAUUGAGGCGUUUUACGUCGAUGGCGACGUGCGCCCUUCGCCCUCUCCUUUAGAGGCGAGUGUCGCCUACGCCUACAUUUCGGCGCGACCUUCUGUUUGAGUGUUUAUUUCUUUUAUAUGUGCUGGUCGCAAAAUAUGCCGUUUGAAAUCGUGACGUAAAUAAAAGCGAAACUAGCACAAAACGCGUGGCUACUCCUUUAAUACUCAGGCAAAUUGUUUCUAAUCUAACUAGCUAAUUCUCGUUUCUAACCGGACCUAGUUAGAUUGCUACCGAUUUCUGAAUCUAGCUAGCUGAUUUUGCACGAUCUAAUUAGCUUCGCCAAUCUAAUUAGAAAAUUUAUCAGUCCAGUUGCAAGAAGUUGCAAUCUAAUCGCAGUAAAUUAGCAAUCUAAUUAGGUCCGGUUAGAAACGCGAAUUAGCUAGCUAGAUUACAAACGAUUUAUCUGAGUAAGAAUGAUUUUUAGGUUGGAAUGGAGUGUGCUCAGUCAGCGAAUACAUUAGCGAUUUCCAAGGCAAAAAUGCCAACUUCAAAGUAACAAGUACGUGCGGGCACGUUAUGUCCUUGGAUUUCCCGCAAAAAUAUAAUAACUGGGAGAAAGUUGAUCCGGCAGAAUUAUAUUGCGCACCAAUAGUGAAAAAUGAAGCCAAUUCAAAAAUGAAGAUGAAAGAUUAUCUGGCCUUGGAAGGAAAGAAUGCUGACUAUUUGGUAUUGUGGUUGGAUUGUGAUAAGGAGGGCGAAAAUAUUUGUUUCGAGGUAUCUACAUUUCUAAAAUUCCGUUGUAUUUCAUUAAAUUGUACAGGUUAUCGAUGCUGUUAGAAGCUCUAGUUCUAAAUCAGAACAGGAUUUCAUGAGAAAUGUAUAUCGAGCGCAUUUCUCGGCGAUAACAGAGAAAGAUAUCAAAGCUGCAAUGAGAAGUCUUGGGCGACCGAACGAGAAUAUUUCCCAAUCAGUAGACGUCAGACAGGAACUCGACUUGCGUAUUGGAUGUGCAUUCACCAGAUUUCAGACAAAGUUCUUCCAAGUAAUGACUGUUUAACCACAUUUGAACCGAAAAGAAUGAACAUCAUUAGGGUAAAUAUGGAGAUCUCGAUAGUAAUGUGAUUUCCUAUGGGCCCUGCCAAACACCAACUCUAGGUUUUUGUGUUACUCGGCACGAUCAAAUCGUUCAAUUCAAGCCGGAAUUAUAUUGGGUUCUGAAGACGAAUUUUUCAUGCGAUUUGCAAACGUUCUCUCCAGAAUGGGACCGCGGGAGAGUUUUUGAUUCCGAAGUUGCCAGGCUGUUCUUGGAAAGAGUAAAAGUUAGUUUUAAUCAGUUUUUCAUUUUUUUACGUCUGCUUUUAGUGUUCGAAAAUGUGUACAGUAACUGCUGUCAAUAAAAAAGAAUCGCUCAAAGAAAAACCACGUGCAUUGAACACUGUAGAGCUUAUGAGAGUGGCGAGCAGCGCACUUGGAUUGAGCCCUUCUACUACAAUGCAUAUUGCGGAAAAAUUAUAUACUCAAGGAUACAUUUCGUACCCAAGAACUGAAACAACUGCGUAUCCGAUCAAUUUUGAUUUGAAUGGUACACUGAAAGUUUUAACGGGCGACAAGAAAUGGGGAGCGACUGCUAUUCGAGUGUUGUCGGAAGGAAUUCAACGACCUAAAAGUGGAGUAGAUAAGGGAGAUCACCCGCCAAUCACUCCAAUGAAACUGAACACUGGAAGUUUGAGUGGAGACAUGGCACGAAUAUAUGAGUACAUUGCACAGCAUUUUAUUGCCACACUAAUGAAACCGUGCAUUUAUGAAGUAACAACGGUGAAACUUGUGUGCAGCGAAGAAGAAUUCACACUUCUAGGCAAAACUCCAAUCGAACCAGGAUUCACUUUAGUAAUGCCAUGGAUGAACAUUGAGGACGAAUCCAAAAUUCCGCAGAGUCUUGCAACUGUUGGAGCUACUGCCGUUCUACAGUAAGUUUUAAAGAUUUGAAUACGAUCAAUUACAAUUUUUUAAGCUUAUGGCUGUAGCGCGGGCCGAGUUACAGAAAAAGCUCGGAAUCAGGCUUUCUCGGAAAUGUCCGAGUUUUCGGACUUUCCUCAGGCAAAUCGUUUCUAAUCUAACUAGCUAAUUCUCGUUUCUAACCGGACCUAGUUAGAUUGCUACCGAUUUCUAAAUCUAGCUUAAUUAGAAAAUUUAUCAGUCCAGUUACAAGAAUUUGCAAUCUAAUCGCAGUAAAUUAAUUAGGUCCGGUUAGAAACGCGAAUUAGCUAUUAUAGGGGGCACCGCACAGAAAUGGCGCUCUGUUGAGAAACUCCUUUUGCAGCACGGUCUCCCACGGCGCGAAUGAUUUCAAUGGGGCGCACUUGCAACAGGCGGGUUGUGUCGAUUUACGCGGCGGCCGAUUAAUUAAUUUUCAACGGGAGUUCGCGUUCUUUCCAUGUUUUCUAUACAAUACACCUAUUUUUUGUACGCCUGGAACCUGGAUCCGAAUAAUUAGAGCACUAGCUACGUUUUGGUAACAGAAAUCUCACAUAUCGUUGAGAAUUAGCCGAGUUAUUUCGAUUUGAAGGUUUUGGCCUGGAUUUUGAUGUUUUUCGAAUAGUUUUCGAAAACUGCUCAAGAAAACUAACCGCCGGAACCUAAAUUUUGUGAAGAAAGAUUCAGCGAACAUUUUUAUCGUUCGUUGGACUCAUGAAAUGCAAAAUGAGCUGAAAUAUAAAGGUUUGAAGUUUUGACGAAAUGCGAAAAAUACGCUAAAAACAUGAAAAACUCUAAAUUUAGAACUCUGGGAACUCGAUCGCAAUCUUAUUAGAAAACUUUGCAAUCUAAUACGAACUCGUUUGAAAUAGAAUUCGCUUCAAUUAGAUUGCAAAAUCUUCUAAUUAGAUUACAAUCACUGCAAUUUUUCUAAUUAGAUUGCAAUGUUUUCUAAUUAGAUUGCAAUUUUUUCUUAUUGGAUUCAAUUCAGGAAAAAUAUAUUGUAAUCUAAUGCGAUUUUACUGGAACUUCAAUUAAAUCUGAUUAGAUUGCGAAAUAGAGCGUUUUCUUAUUAGAUUGCAAACUCUUCUAAUUAGAUUGCAAUCGAGUUUCCAGAGAAUUCUGUAAAGAACGGUUUCCAAUCAGUAAAAUAUUGUUUUCGUAGACGUUUUUCAAGUCAAGAAGAAAGAAAUAAAGGUCGUAAACUCGAAUUGAACUGCAUUUUCAGACCUGCAAAUUUUCAAAAGUUACAACGACACUCCGCAAUUUACGAGGGCACUGUGUUUUGCAUUAGCGCCCUGGGAGACAGUGUGAAGUGCAAAUUGACCUCGGGGCCGAGUUUGAAAAGUUAGGCCACAUUUUCAGUGGAAAAUUACUUCGCGGCCUAGAAAUUCGGCCAGAUUGCGAACAGCGCGCCCUUUCUGUCCGGUGCCCCUAUAAUAGCUAGAUUACAAACGAUUAACCUGAGUCCGUCAGAAUUUCAAAAUCGAAUUUGUCCGAUUCCGAUUCAGAGCAGUUUUUGAUUGAGAGGGUGAGCAUCCCGAAAUGGAACUAGUCAGUUCCAUUUCGGGAUGCUCUCGUAGAGAGACCUCUUCGUUUCAAAACGUGAUGUUCCACAACCGUUACGUUUCGCCACUAAAACAAAUUUGGCGCUAAUCAGCGUUAAUCAGUUUUAAUCAGUAGUGAUCGCAUUUGCUCAACUUUCUUUGCCUCAUUUCCAUGAAUCACAGAUAGAAGCAAAUGGUAGUAAAACGUGAGAGUUGCCAAGUUUGUUUUAGUGGCGGAAUGUAACGGUUGUGGAACAUCACGUUGUGAAACGAAGAGAUCUUCUCGUAGAAGGACAGACUCCGUUAGACUUCAAUUGAUAAAAAUGAAAUGAUAGCGUGUUUCUGUUUCAGCGAUGCUCAAUUAAGUGCUCGUGAAACUGUACCGCCCGGAUAUCUGACUGAGUCGGAGCUCAUCACGUUGAUGGAAAAGCAUGGAAUCGGAACUGAUGCAUCCAUUCCGGUGCACAUCAAUACGAUAACUCAGAGAAACUACGUGACUGUGGAUACCGGAAGACGUCUCGUUCCAACCCGAUUAGGUCAAUGUUUGGUCAGAGGUUACUGGAAUGUUGACCCAGAACUCGUUCUUCCCUCGAUGAGAGCUGAACUAGAGACGCAAUUGAAUCUUGUUGCUACGGGAGAGGUUAAUUAUAUUGACGUUAGUUUGCCUAUGAAAACAGAGAUUUUGAACGGCUCAUUUACAGGUAAAAAAUCAUGCAUUGAAAAUGUUUAACAUGAAAUUCCAAUACUUCGUAAACAAUAUUGCUGCCGUAGAUACACUCUUUGAAGGUUAGAGGUUUUAUGAUUUGCGAAAUAAGUUUUGAAACAUUAAAGCUUCAUUUACUACUCUCUCGCAUGCCGGAAAACCAUUCUCUCGGUGUGGUAAGUGCCGGAGAUAUAUGAAAUUGGUGCAAACCAAGCCACAAAGACUUUUCUGUCCUACAUGCCAGGAUACUUACUCUGUACCAAAUGACAGAGGCGGUGUUCUCAAAGUCAUUGGAGAUCAUAAAUGUCCUCUUGAUGAUUUUGAUAUCGUUCUCUGGCAGGUAAGGAAGCCCAACGUCUAAACUUGAGAAACACGGAAUUGUUUUCUUAGGGACCUGGAGGAAAACUAGCACGAUCCUACACUUUCUGCCCUUUCUGCUACAACAAUAAGCCAUUUGAGAAUAUGCCGGAAAGUUCUGGUUGUGACAAGUGCUACCAUCCAUCAUGCUCUUUUUCAAUGAAGUAAAACCAGACUGGUCUCAAAGCAAGCAUAAUAUCUUUGUUCCAGCUCAACUGGUAUUUGCACCUGCUUACAAAACUGUGAAGGAGGUAUCAUGCUGCUUGACCCGCAAUCUCAUCCCAAGUGGAGAUUAACUUGCAACAAAUGCCCGUCCGUGGUGACCUUGUUUGAAGGCGCGUCAAAAGUCAAAGUCAAUACGAGCAAGCAAUGCGGAGAAUGCGGAGCUCAAUUCAUCAGGGCAGAACUGAAGGUGUUCUAUAAACUGCUAAACUCGUAACAAAUUUUACAAAUUUGAAGGAAAACAAGGACGAACUCCGAGGUACAUUCGAUGGUUGCAUUUUCUGUGAAGCAACCAAAAUGUAUCCUGAAGAGAUAAAUCUUAACCAUGCGUUCCUUUCCGAAGAGUCUCGUCAGAAAAACACGCAACAACGACGAGGAAAGUUUGAUGGCCGAAAAAGAGGAUCUCGUGGACGCGGAAGAGGUCGCGGUAGUUCAUGA
Caenorhabditis sp. 36 PRJEB53466 is the source of this 12330-nucleotide messenger RNA. The record is from the annotation of a GenBank genome assembly. Lineage: Eukaryota; Metazoa; Nematoda; Chromadorea; Rhabditida; Rhabditidae.